Messenger RNA from Armigeres subalbatus, 2599 nucleotides. RefSeq names its product BAG domain-containing protein Samui-like. Gene Ontology annotation, molecular function: protein-folding chaperone binding; adenyl-nucleotide exchange factor activity. The record is from RefSeq and is a predicted model, not a curated record. Bases 527 to 1522 code for a protein of 331 amino acids. Gene Ontology annotation, biological process: protein stabilization. The transcript is spliced from 2 exons. Gene Ontology annotation, cellular component: cytoplasm; membrane; nucleus. NCBI's taxonomy places the organism in Eukaryota, Metazoa, Arthropoda, Insecta, Diptera, Culicidae.
CGUCACUCCAGCCCAUCAGCAAUCGAAUGAACUCGCGAAAAAAUAUUGCGUACCAGCAGCAAAUAUUUCUGUGAAUAAGCCCCGAAAAAGUGCAUCAAACUGUUUGAUAAUCAUCUGGUAACGCAGUUCUUGAGAAAAGAAAUCACUGCAACGGUUAUUGACGUUCAAAUCAAGCGCCAAACGGCUUGAAAAUCACAUUUCAGAAGUUUGGAAAAUUAUUGUCAGUACAGCAGGAGCAGGGCCUGCUGUGUUCUAGAACAAACUCGACAUCGCCUUCGGUUCCAUUCGCGGUGUGCGUGCUUGUGGUUGUGCGACCCGAGAAAGGACCAUCUGCGUCGGGAGUGAGUGAAAGCGAGACGGAGAGUGAAAAGUGUAAAGCAGCUGGUUGGAGACUGAAGGAAAACACAAUCAAGAAGGUGUGCGAAACAGCUUUGGGUGCAAAAUAGGAAAUUGACAGGACAGGAAGGAAGGUUCGCAGAAAAAGGAACUAGAUUCGGGCCGAGCGGAACAAGAUCUUUUGUGCGUUAUGUCUCAGCAAGAGCAACAAUCUCAGCCCACAGUGCGGCACAUUCCGAUUUUUGUUGAAGGUCGAUCGGAACCGUUGGUGAAUAAAAUACCGGAGACUCAGCCGAGCAAAAAUUCUUCAUCAAGUUCGAUUCCUGAAAUGCCUCGGAUGGAUAUGCCACGAAUGGAUAUGCCCUCUCACAAUACCAGUGAUUUUUUCAAGCAUGGAUCUAUUUUUGAUCGCGCACGUGAUUUCCCGGUUCGGAGUUUCCCAAAUUCAUCAUUCUUCAAUAAAAACAGUCCUGCGCGGGAAGCGUCACCUGGUCGACAAGUUCCUGUUUUUACAGACUCUUCAUCCACAGUGCCUCCUCCGCAACAACAAUCACAGCAACAGCAGCAGCAGCAGCAACAACAACAACAGCCACAGACUCGUGGAGCAUCGGUCCCUCGGCAAACGCCUUCACCGCCGACAGCCACGCAACAACAACAGCAAUAUCAACAAGAACAGGCCAAGCGCUAUCAGCAAUACCAGCAAGAACAGCAACAAGCAGCUCACGAUCAAGUGGAUUCGCAGGCCCAAAAGCCAACCCCCCCUCCACCAUCGGCGAACGACCCUAUUAGCAAAAUUCAAAAGAUCCAGCGAGAUGUGCUACAAAUUUUCGAUCAAGUUGAAAAAUUCCAGGGCAACAACGAAGGCAAAAAGGACAAAACCUACAUCUUCUUGGACGAAAUGUUAACGCAGAAUCUUCUGAAGUUGGACUCGAUCGAUGCCGAGGACCAGCCCCAAAUAAAAUCCGCCCGAAAGGAAGCUAUCAAGAGCAUAAACCAUUGCAUUGCCGUACUGGAGGCCAAAGCGGAGGCUGCCGCAGGUGGUUCGUUGAGUAAUGUCAGUGAGCCUCCGAAUAACGAACCACAGGUGCCUAACGGAACGACCGACAGAACUAGCUCUGGUGCCUCGUUAUCGCAUUCUUCGUCCACUUCUAGUCAGCAGCAGAAACAGUCGGAACAGACGCAAUAGGAUUUCUUCCCUUUGAUCGGGGUCAUAAUUUCAUAGUUCACACCAAACUCUUGUUCUUCAACAAACCUUUCAAUCCAGCUAGUGGGCACAGCUAUUAGAAAUACGAAGAUUGCUACACUUUGCCGCUAUUGUCCAUUUUAAUAGUCCCUAUAUACCUAUUCUUACAACGUGUUCUUUGAAAAAACUGUGUAUGUACUCCAUUUCUACCAGAAAGUUUUGUAUUGAUUGAAUAUUUUUAGAUAACAACUUUGUAGAUAACGAGCAAACUUGACUAACUAUGAUUAAUUUUUCAGUUUGCAAUCGUGUAUUUGUUCUAAGUUAACUAUUUCAUUUUUACGCGGGUAGCUUCUUUAGAUUCGCAAUCAUUUUUGAAUCGUUUAAACCGUCCGUUUUGCGCAUUAUACGGGGAAUCAUCGCUACUUCACCAUUUACACUCACUGUUAAUCACGUUUAGGCACUACCAAAUUUUCCACAGCUGUUGCAGGAGUGCUUAUCUGUAUGCAUAGAACUAUUCUUAUUUGUAGUCGAAUUUUUGCCAGUGAUGCCAUCGAAUUCAUGCGAGCGCCGUCACGACGGGCGUCUUCUUAGCGAAAGAUGCAUAUUUUCCGUCGAACUUAACUUCUAUUGAAUUCGCAAAUAUCAUGCGCCACGAUUUUCAAGGUUUUAAAUAAGGUCAGCACCACCGCAAGACGCCUGAUCGCAGUAUAGACAUCGCCGGACCCCAAAAAGAAAUGUUUACUAAGAGUUUUAUUUAUUUGUUUGUUUAUGCUUUUGUUUUAUUUUGUUUUCUGUAGUAAUAAACACUAAUUUAAAUGAUGCAUAAUUUCUUAGAAGUUUAAUCGAAGCAGAUAAAAUACUGAAACGAAACGUUUAAACGUGAAAACGAAAGAAUUGAUGAUAGAUCUAUAAGAAAUAAAUUACUAUGGUAUAGUUUAUAUAUAAAGAUUAAACUUAUCUAGAAUCAAAAGAGUAAAUUAAUACAACCAUAAUAAUCAAAUUAAUUGACACGCAAAUGAGAAGAAGUGCAACAAAAGUAAUAAAACUCACACAAACACAUUUCAGUUUAGUGGACAACAA